Microplitis mediator is the source of this 2776-nucleotide messenger RNA. It is a transcript of the gene uri, whose product is annotated as unconventional prefoldin RPB5 interactor-like protein. Gene Ontology annotation, molecular function: transcription corepressor activity; phosphatase inhibitor activity; chromatin binding. Lineage: Eukaryota; Metazoa; Arthropoda; Insecta; Hymenoptera; Braconidae. Gene Ontology annotation, biological process: negative regulation of phosphatase activity; negative regulation of transcription by RNA polymerase II. The transcript is spliced from 6 exons. Bases 275 to 1804 code for a protein of 509 amino acids. The record is from RefSeq and is a predicted model, not a curated record.
UUUUAUAUGUAACCUAAAAAUCUAAAUUACCUCCCAAAAAUAAUUACAAUAAAUAAAUAAAAUAAAUACGUACCUUGUAAAUUAUAAAUAAAAUAUUUUCUUACAAUAAUAAUAAAUAUAUAAACUAUAGAAAUUAACUAAAUAAUGUUUUAUAAAAAAAUAAAUAAAGUGUUGAGCUGAGGGUUAGCCGGUAAAUAAUAUUUUUUAAAAUUCGAUUUUGUAGUUUUGUAAUUAAAAUAAUAAACAAAUUUGUUAUUUAAAUUUUUAAAUAAUUAUGGAAAAUGUACUGUCAGAAUUCAGUCCCCAACAAUUGUUCAAUAAAGUUCUUUCAGAGAGAUUGAAAAUAAAUAACGAGCAAAUAAAAACAUGGAACGAUUACAAGAAACGUCACGAAAAAGUAAUCGAAGGAUUGGAAAUUUUACCCGGAGAAUUAUCACCGAAUUGUAUGGUACCAAUCGGGAAACGGGCACUGAUGCAGGGAAAAUUAACUCACACCAAUGAAAUAAUGGUUUGUCUUGGCGAUGGUUACUUCGCCAAGUACACUUCCGCUCAAGCAAUCGCUCUGUGCAAUCGUAGAAUUAAAAAAGCCGAUGAAAUGCUGGAGAAUUUGAACAAAGAGCGUAAUUUGUAUGAAAUGCGUAAAAUGAUUCCCGAUUGCUUUGAUAUAUUUAAUAAUGACGAUAAGCGAGAGUUUAAUGAGCAUUGGGACGAUAAGAAACUUGACGAGUGGAGGCGCGAACACAGACAACGUGAGAAAGACUUCAGACAAAAAUUACGCGAGUCGAAGAAAGAUAAAGUUGAAAUAAAAACAGAGGAUGACUUAUUCAAGAGACUUGAUGCCUUAGAACUUCAGGAAGAACUAGAAGAUGAACUGAAUAGAUUAGAAGAAGAAGAUGACGGUAACGCAUUAGAAGACGAUGAGUAUUACGAUGAAUCAGAAGUUGAUUCAGAAUCUUAUUCUUCAGAUUAUUCAGAGGAAGCGACAAAUGAAAUCCACGAAAAAAAAUCAUCUAAAGUAAAUUAUCGGUUGCAAGUAUUAAAUAAUGUAAAUACGGGUAAAUUAAAUACUUAUGGUACUGAGGACAAAGAACAGGAGAGCCGCAGUAACGACUGUCGGUCAGAUGCUCGCUCGGAAGAAAAUCACAUGGCGACUGAUGCUCAGGAAAUAAGUAGUACAAGUAAAGAUUUAAAUUUAUUAGCGGAAUCAAAAAGCGUAGAUGCUGAAGAUGCUAAAAAGCCAGACAAGGUCAAGGUUAAGGAGAAGAAAGUCGCGUUCGCGGAGCCCCAGGUUAAAUAUUUCAGCAACGAAGAAGAGAUGGAGGUGAGCACGGACAAGAGACGGAUUUCGGUUAUCGAACAAAGACUGUACGAAUACUCUAAAGAGGACGAUGACUCCGAGGACGAGAGCGAUGAAGACGAUACCAUCAGAAUUUAUUUCAAACACUCUGAUAGUCUGCCCAGUAUACCAGUGUCCGAAGGGGACGAAAUCGUGACUCCCCGAGAUAUUUACAAGACGAUUCCUGGGCCUAAAUCUAUUCUGAAAAAGACGCCUGAUUUUAAUAAGAAUAGUUGUGAUAAGAAUAGUAUUAAUGAUAAGCAAACUCGGCUGACAAAUGAUCUUGGGGAGAGCGACGAAGACCUCGAGCACGGCUCCGUUUAUAAUAAUGUUGUUAAAGAGAUUAAAGAACAUGUGCCAGAUGAAGUAGUUAAAGUUGAGGAGGUCGCUGUUAAACCUGUUGAAGAGCCAAGGCAGACAAAACCAGUUAGCAAAUUCAAAUUGGAAAGAGCUGGACUCAGGAAAUAAUGAUCAUCAUUUUAAUUACGGGUAUUGGAUCUGUUUCUCUAUCGAUUUUACUGAAAAUAAACAGACUUUUUUUCCCGACUGUUUCAGAAUUUUUUAAAAAUUAAUUUUUUUUUUGUCUGAAUGCCAUCACAUUUGUGGUAAAUCAAAUUUUCUAUUUCUGAGUGCAAUCAGAGUUUGCAGGGAAGUCUACAGUUUCCUUGGCGCCGCUAAAUGAUUGCGAAUUCUUGUCGAACUCGACGAAAUGACUUUUUUUCAAAUAGCUGUAACUUCUUCAAAAAUUGACUAAUUCAGACGUUUUUUUUUUUCAAAAUUUUCCUCUUUGAAUCGACUUUCUGAAUAAAAAUAUUAAAAAAAUUAAAGGUGUCAAAAUCUAUGAAAUUUUUUUGAUAAAAAAUCGAAUUUUUUUCAAAAAUUAAGCGAUAUAGAAAAAUUUUUGACCAGUGAUUAAAUUAUAAAGACGGAAAAAAAUAUUUAUAAGUCCGAAUUUAAAUGAAUAAUUAUGCUGACUGUUACAUAUAUUAAUUAAUAAGCUAAAGAAAUUUUUUUUUAUCAGAGUAAUUAAAUUUUUCUUGGGCAUACUAAAGUAUUUGCUUAGCCCACUUGUUAAAUAUUGGCUCUUUACUUGAAUACUCAUUUAUUUUGUUAACUGGCGUUGUUUGAAGCCCAGUAUUUGAGGAGAUUACCAAGUUAGCGUAGUGAAUUAACUGGGAUUUUCAAAACUCAAUAGUUGGAAUACGAUUGUACCGCAAAAGAAAACGUUUAAAGUUUAUUAAUCCAACACUGCCUUGUUAUUGAUAGAGAUUUUCAGUAAAAUCGCUUCUGACAGAUUCGAAACUCCUCAUUAUAUAAAUAAAUUGAAUUUAUUGACUACAUUUAUGAGAUUGUAUAUUUUAUUUUUUUUCUUCUUUAUUAUUUAAGAUAAUUAUAUUUUUAUUACAGCAACUUUUAAAUAUAAAAUAAAAUGUUGAUAAA